This is a messenger RNA of Danaus chrysippus (African queen), 777 nucleotides long. NCBI's taxonomy places the organism in Eukaryota, Metazoa, Arthropoda, Insecta, Lepidoptera, Nymphalidae. The record is from the annotation of a GenBank genome assembly.
AUGUCGGUUUGGUCAGCCAGUACUGUCGGCAAUAAUCAUCACUACUUCCAACCAUCCAGUCGCUACUCUAAUAAUUGGUGUCCAAAUCCAAACAAGCAUAAGUGCGUUAUGUCUUCCGAGACUCCACUUCAAUCUGGUGAUGCCCUGCACACACCAGCAUACCUGUCAUGGCGUAAACUGCAGCUGAGUCGUGCUAAAUUGAAGGCAUCGAGCAAAACCUCGGCUUUGCUCUCUGGAUUUGCAAUGGUCGCCAUGGUCGAAGUUCAGCUAAAUCCUCCCAACCAGACGAAAGUUCCGCCCGGAAUGUUGGUAGCUUUUACAGUCUGUACAACAUUACUGGUAGCUGUUCACAUGUUAGCUCUCAUGAUAAGCACCUGCAUCCUACCAAAUAUAGAAGCUGUCGGCAAUCUCCACAGCAUCUCGCUAGUCCAUGAAUCUCCACACGAAAGACUCCAUUGGUAUAUAGAAAUUGCGUGGGCAUUUUCUACCCUGCUAGGUCUUAUAUUGUUCCUCGUAGAAAUAGCUAUAUUAUGUUGGGUGAAAUUCUACGAUCUAAGCGAAACGGCGGCUUGGUCUGCCUGCGUGGUCCUUAUACCAGUUAUGAUAGUGUUCUUAGCGUUCGCAAUACAUUUCUACAUGUCCCUAGCUACGCAUAAAUACGAAGUUACCGUGACCGGGAUCAAAGAAUUAGAAUUUCUCAAGGAACAAAUCGAACUUGGCGAUCAAGACUCCAGGAUGAAUAAUCUCACGCAUUUAGACCAAAACAGGAUCGUAUGA